GAUCACCCUCACAUCUGAAAAUAAAAAUAAAGAUUAUAAAACACAGGGAGGAAGAGUCCACCACUGUGCACAAAGCCCCUGAGUCAAGCCCCUGCUCCCCCUUGCAGAGAGGAAGGGCUGCAGGCGUCUCUUUCUUCCUGUCUCCCCAUUCUAUCUCUGUCUCUGUCAACAAGAAGGGCCACCAAGAAUGGAUUCACCAUGCAGUCAUCAAAUCCCAAUGAUAACCCAGCUGGCAAUAUAAGUACAUGAGUCAUCUGGGCAGGGAGACAGCAUAAUAGCUAUUAAAAAGACUUCAUGCCUGAGGCUCCUAAGUCCCAGGUUUGAGUCCCUGGAUCACCCUAAGCCAGAGCUGAGCAGUGUCCCGGUGUGUGUGUCUUUUUUUUUUAAAUUCACUUAUUACUGGGUAGGCAGAAACUGAAAAGGAGAUAGGGAAAGAGCGACACCGCAGCCCUGCAUCACCACUUGUCCCUCUGCAGGUGGGGACCAGGGGCUCGAACCAGGUUCUUGCACGCUGUACUGUAUGCGCUUAACCAGGUGCGCCACCACCUGGGCCCUGUGCAUGUGUUGUCCUGUCUCUCACUAAAACACGUGUUAAAAACGCUUCACGAGAGGCCUGAAGCUGGCAGGAUGGGAGGGCGGAGCUCCUGGGAGGUGAAGGACGAGCUGAGGGGCAUCAGCCCAGGGGGGUGGAGGCGGGGUAGGGAGAAGGCAGCACCACAGUGGUGGCAUUGGCCUGUGCUCAACCACUGCACCGUCUCUGGCCUCUGGGAAACAUGCCCAGCUCUGGCUCAGGGUGGUGCUGGGUAUUGAACCUGACACCUCCUGGCCGUGGGAACCCCUGUAGUGCUGCUACUUGAGAAUUCAAGUUCAAGCUGCGAUGUCUGAGGAACUCGACACUUCGAUGUGUGACUGUCCCCCGACCAGACCAGAACCGAACCCGGGAUAGCAGCAGGGCGCUUCAGGCCCAGGGCCUGUGACUGACCUCUGAGGGACAGCAGGCGGGGCGCACGGGUACAGGGAGGGGACCCCCAGCCACUGGGGAAGUGGCUCACCUGCGCAGGCUCAUGGUAGGGCCCCGGGCUGAGGAAGGGGAGGACAGCCUGCCCCCAAACACCACUGACCCACAGCUCAACCCCAGCACUGGACCUGGUGGUCACCCGCGAGAUGGCCGCACAGAGGCACCAGGGACCAGGGAGGCAGGGCUAGGGGGCCGGGGCUUUCUGUGGGGCAGGGGGUUCACGGCUGCCUAACCCUGGCCGCAGGCCCCAGCCCUCUAGAAGCUGCCCCGGGCUGCCUGCCGGCUGCUGAGUCAGCACUUUGCUGUGUACACCCGCUGACCGCGCCGGCCAGUGGACUUUCUCCCGGCCGGUCGAUGGUUUCUCAGAAGAGAAGCUGAAGAAGCACCUGGAAACCAGUCAAGGCUCAUGGGGGGUGGGGGACCAGCCCUGGGGGCCCACCCGUCCCCUCGAGCUGUGCAGGCACCCCCACCAUCCCUCCUGGCCCUGGCCCAGCUGAACAGAGCAAAGGGGGGGGUUGGCCCGGCUCCCUGCAGGCAGACGGGCGGGCAGACAUUCCUAGAAUAGGCGGGGCACAGGCAGCUGACCUGGGACCACAGGAGAGAGGCAGAGGAGAGGGAGCAGACCCCAGGAGCCCCCAUUUCACUCUUCUGUGGCCCCUGGCUGCAGGAGUGUCUCAGGAGCAGUGCAAAGAAGCUGGCCUGACACUGGGGCCUCCUCCUGGGCUAACCACAGGGACUCCACCGCACCUGCCAGUGGGCAGCCCCAGCUGUGCCCCGCAGGCCUGCACACCGGCUGCCUGACUGGCGGCCUGGCACAAAGGGGUUAACGGGGCCGGGGCCAGCAGGGCAGGCAGGCCCGGGGCUGUCCAGAGGCCAGGAGUGCCCAGGCCCUCAUUCACCCUGCAGGAUGGCCCCACGGGAAGGAAGCCUGCUGCUGCUGCUGCUGCUGUUCGGGGCUGCACUGGAGGUGGCAGAGCCAGGGGUGCCGGAGACCACCGAGGGCCCACAGUGCCCAUCCCCCUGCGCCUGCGCCCUGGACGACAGCACAGAUGAGCUCAGCGUCUUCUGCACCUCCCGCAAUCUCACACGACUGCCCGCCGGGCUGCCCACCGACACCAGGGCGCUUUGGCUGGACGGCAACAACCUGUCGUGCGUGCCAGCGGCCGCCUUCCGCAACCUCUCCGGCCUGGGCUUCCUCAACCUGCAGGGUAGCGGGCUGGCCCGCCUAGAGCCGCAGGCGCUGCUGGGGUUGCGCGGCCUGGCCCACCUGCACCUGGGGCGGAACCAGCUGCGCAGCCUGGCGCCAGGCACCUUUGCGCACACGCCUGGCCUGGCCUCGCUCGGCCUGGGCAACAACCUGUUGGGCCGGCUGGACGAGGGCCUGUUCCAGGGCCUGGCCGACCUCUGGGACCUGAACCUGGGCCGCAACGCGCUGGCCGUGCUGCCCGACACGGCCUUCCGGGGCCUGGGCAGCCUGCGCGAGCUGGUGCUGGCGGGCAACAGGCUGGCUUACCUGCAGCCGGCGCUCUUCUGCGGACUGGCCGAGCUGCGUGAACUGGACCUCAGCAGGAACGCCCUGCGCGGCCUCAAGGCCAACGUGUUCCCGCAGCUGCCGCGCCUGCAGAAGCUCUACCUGAACCACAACCAGCUGGGCGCCGUGGCCCCGGGCGCCUUCCUGGGCAUGCGGGCCCUACGCUGGCUGGACCUGUCGUACAACCGCGUGGCCAGCCUGCAAGAGGACACCUUCUCCGGCCUGCUGGGCCUGCGCGUGCUGCGCCUGGCGCACAAUGCCCUGGGCGGCCUGCGGCCCCGCACCUUCCGGGACCUGCACCUGCUGCAGGAGCUGCGGCUCAGCCACAACCGCCUGCAGCUGCUGCCCGAGCGGGCCUUCGAGGGCCUGGGCCGGCUGGAGGUGCUGGCGCUGGACCACUGCCAGGUCCAGGAGGUGCAGGCCGGUGCCUUCCUCGGCCUGCUCAACGUGGCUGUCAUGAACCUCUCGGGCAACUGCCUGCGCGGCCUCCCGGAGCAGCCUUUCCAGGGCCUGGGCCGGCUGCACAGCCUGCACCUGGAGGACAGCUGCCUGGGCCGCCUGCGCCGCCUCACCCUCGCCGGCCUGUCGGGGCUGCGGCGUCUCUUUCUCCGGGGCGGCGGCAUCGUGGCCGUGGAUGAACACAGCCUGCUCGGCCUGGGCGAGCUACAGGAGCUGGACCUCACGGCCAACCUACUCACGCAUCUGCCGGCCGGGCUCUUCCAGGGCCUGGGCAAACUAGAGUACCUGCUGCUGGCGCGGAACCGGCUGGUGGAGCUGCCGGCUGACGCGCUGGCGCCCCUGCACCACACGUUCUGGCUCGACGUGUCGCACAACCGCCUGCGGGCCCUGCCCGCCGGGCAGCUGGGCCGCCUGCGCUUCCUCAGCCUGAGCAACAACUCGCUGCAGGGCUUCAUGCCGCCACCCGGCCUGGAGCGCCUCUGGCUGCCGGGCAACCCCUGGCACUGCGGCUGCGGCCUGCACGCUCUAUGGGCGCUGGCACAACUGCAUCCCGGUGUGGUGCCCCGCUUUGUGAGGGCCGCCGAGGGCGAGGACGGGCAGCCCCCUGCUUACGCCUACAACAACAUCACCUGCGCUGGGCCCCCCAGUGUGGCGGGGCUGGACCUGCGGGACCUCAGUGAUGCCCACUUUGCCCACUGCUGACUGGCGCCCCCCACACGCCCCAGGCGUCACCAUGGAAACAACUCAGCAGUGGCCCGGGACGAGGCGGUGGACCCUGCCCAGCACUGUCUGAGCCAGUGCACUACCCUGCCUCUUCCCAGUCUCUCUUGAGAAUAAAUAAAAUAUCC
Molecule: messenger RNA, 3856 nt
Organism: Erinaceus europaeus (western European hedgehog)
Lineage: Eukaryota; Metazoa; Chordata; Mammalia; Eulipotyphla; Erinaceidae
Gene: IGFALS
Product: insulin like growth factor binding protein acid labile subunit
Exons: 2
Coding region: 1926-3710 (594 amino acids)
Cellular component (GO): extracellular matrix
Molecular function (GO): protein binding
Source: RefSeq, a predicted model, not a curated record